AUGGCGACUACAGGUGCCCAGUUUGGCGAGGACGCCGCGAGAAGGAGAGCAGUGGCUCCGGAUCUCAAUGGACCUCCAAUAGUUGUAACUGAUGCUGAAGAUAGGAAGAAGGAGCUUAAGCCUGUUAGACAAGCUGGAGGGAUCGAUAUUGAGCCUAUAUUAGCUCCAUUAUUGUUCACAAUCUUGUCGUUUUUCACAAGGCUGUAUAAAAUUGGACUUUCUGACGUAGUUACGUGGGAUGAAGCUCAUUUUGGAAAAUUCGGCUCUCAUUAUCUGAAGCGUGAAUUCUACUUCGAUGUGCAUCCUCCCCUAGGAAAGAUGCUUGUUGGCCUCUCAGGGUACCUUGCAGGUUACAAUGGUUCCUUUGAGUUCAAGUCUGGAGAUCACUACCCGGCGGAUGUCAACUUCACUUUCAUGAGGGUUUUCAACGCUGCAUUCGGCGCACUCUGUGUUCCGCUUGCGUACUACACUGCGAAGGAAUUCAGGUUCUCAACUAAGGCGACGUGGUUGGUUACAUUGAUGGUACUAUGUGAAAACUCGUACACUACCAUUAGUAGGUUUAUCUUGCUCGACUCCAUGCUCUUGUUUUUUACCUUCACGACUAUGCUCUGCUUCGCGCGGUUCCACAAUCUCCAAAGCCGAUCGUUUUCGUUCCAAUGGUGGCUCUGGAUUGUCUUGACCGGAUUGUCGAUUGGAUGUGUGUGCAGUGUCAAAUGGGUCGGAUUAUUUGUUACCACUUUGGUUGGGUUAUACACUAUUGAGGAUCUCUGGAAUAAGUUUGGAGAUCUUAAGAUGCCGAAGAUCACCUAUGCGCAACAUUGGAUCGCCCGUGUCAUCGGUCUCAUCGUAAUCCCGACCAUGGUUUACAUGGCCAGUUUCUGGGUCCACUUCCUCAUCCUAGAGAAUUCCGGUCCCGGUGAUGCCCAGAUGAGCUCACUCUUCCAGGCCAAUCUUAGAGGCUCAGAAAUCAAAGAAUCCCCUCUUGAAAUUGUUAUGGGGUCUCGUGUGACCAUCAAGAAUAUGGGUUAUGGUGGUGGUCUUCUUCACUCUCACGUUCAGACAUAUCCCGAGGGUUCAACACAGCAGCAGGUGACCUGCUAUCACCAUAAGGACUCCAAUAAUGACUGGUUUUUCAACCCUGCCCGUAACCAACCAGACUAUAACCCGGAAGACCCCGUUCUUCGAUAUGUCGGCAAUGGUGACGUCAUCCGUCUCAUCCACGCACAGACUGGUAGAAACCUUCACUCUCACACUGUGCAGGCACCCAUUACCAAAGCAGACAACGAGGUAUCAUGUUAUGGAAAUAUGACCGUUGGUGAUGACAAGGAUCACUGGACUGUCGAGGUUGUCAACGACGCCGCAAGCAAGGACCACAGCAAGAUCAGGACUCUCACCACAGCAUUCCGUCUUAAACACAGCAGUCUCGGGUGUUACCUCCGUGCCGGAAAUGUGAACCUCCCACAGUGGGGUUUCAAGCAGAUUGAAGUCACCUGUGUCAAGAAGAAUAAUCCCCGUGAUGUGUUUACUCACUGGAACGUUGAAUCUCACUGGAACGAAAAGCUCCCCAAGGCUGAUGUCGGUGCCUACAAGUCGCCUUUCCUCCGUGACUUUGUUCACUUAAACGUUGCCAUGAUGACUUCAAACAAUGCUCUUGUUCCUGACCCAGACAAGCAAGACGACCUCGCAUCCCAGUACUGGCAAUGGCCUAUUCUCCAUGUUGGGCUGAGGAUGUGCAGUUGGGAUGAUGGCAUUGUCAAAUACUUUCUCCUUGGCAAUCCAAUGGUUUACUGGGGUUCUACCGCCUCCCUAGGUGCUCUUGUCUUGAUGGUAUUGUUUUAUCUUGUCCGAUGGCAGCGCGGUUAUGCCGAUCUUGACCAAGCCGGUAUUGACCAUAUCCACUACGCUGGACUUUACCCGGUUAUUGGUUGGGUUCUCCACUACCUACCCUUCAUUGCUAUGGCCCGUGUCACCUACGUCCACCACUACUACCCAGCACUCUACUUUGCUAUCUUGGUCUUUGGCUUCGUAUUCAACCACGUCUGUUGCAAAUUGCCAAAGGUGGCAGCUCUUUCGGCAUAUGCGGUUGCCUACUCGCUUGUUAUUGGCGUAUAUGUUUUGUUUCUCCCCAUUUCAUGGGGUAUGGAGGGAGCAGCGAGUCAAUACAGCUACCUGAAGUGGAGUGAUAACUGGAGAAUCUAUUAA
Morchella importuna is the source of this 2202-nucleotide messenger RNA. RefSeq lists its product as uncharacterized. The record is from RefSeq and is a predicted model, not a curated record. Gene Ontology annotation, cellular component: endoplasmic reticulum; membrane. The coding region runs from base 1 to 2202 and encodes 733 amino acids. Gene Ontology annotation, biological process: protein O-linked glycosylation via mannose. The transcript is spliced from 6 exons. Lineage: Eukaryota; Fungi; Ascomycota; Pezizomycetes; Pezizales; Morchellaceae. Gene Ontology annotation, molecular function: dolichyl-phosphate-mannose-protein mannosyltransferase activity.